ACUUUAGUGCUGACUUGUCUAGAGAACAACAGGGCUAUGAAUUCUGGUGUUAAGGAAUGUCCAAAAAGGUGCAGAAGAAGAAACAUGAGUCAGACAUUGUAACAGCUGUUGGAUUGUUAGUACUUGACCACUAGGCAGAGCUCUUGUAAUGAUAAUGUAAUUAACGCAUUUUAUUUUGUAUGUUUUAUUUUUAUGUUGAGCAUGUUAACAUUUUCCUAUUUGCAUACCGGAUUGGUGUACUGUUAAUUUGAUACAUGGAAAAUAAUUGGUUAAAGUUUUGUAAGUUUAAGGUAAGGCCAGAGGCACAAUCAACUUUGAUACUAAAGACAAGCGAGACAAGGCAGAACACUGAGAAGUACAGACUGAAUAUGUUCCUUAAAACUAUAAUUAUUUUGUCUACAGCAGCCUGCGUCGAGGCUAAAGGAAGUCAUACACUUUGUCACAUCUAUGGAUCUUUUGACUCAAGUGACACUCAAAUCUGUGCAGCAUUCGAUGGUGGUGAAGUAUACUAUGCAGACUUUAAAAAAGAUCAGCUGAUUUGGGAGAGCAAAAUUCCCGUAAGUUUUCGUUUACCCGACGCCUACAAAUAUGCAGUUUUAUAUCGAAGUAUGUGCAAAAAUGACAUCAACAGAUGGAAGCCAGACAAGUCCGUAAUAAAGAAAAAAGAACCACCAGAAUUCAUCAUCUACCCCAGAGAUGAAGUGAUAACAGGGGAAGAUAAUACCCUCAUCUGCUUCAUCAACCACUUCUUUCCUCCUUCGAUCAACAUUAAGUGGACCAAGAAUGAUGUAGAAGUAACAGUGGAAGACCCUUUCAUCAAAAUUUUGUCCAAUCCUGAUGGGACCGCUUAUGUCUUGUCCUACCUCAACUUUGUGCCAGAGAAAGGAGACAUCUACAGUUGCUCUGUGGAACAUGAAGCGCUGGACGAGCCUCAGACCAGGUUUUGGGAGGUUGAAACAGAUGAGAUCAGCAAAGGUCCAGCUGUCUUCUGUGGACUUGGCCUGAGUCUUGGAUUGCUUGGAGUUUUCAUAGGAACCUACUUCUUUUUUAAAGCAGGGCACUCUGGUCCCCCUGGUUGAGAUGUAUACUACAUAUUGUAUAGAGCUCAGAUUGCAUAGUCCUUAGUUUGUUUCCAGCAGGCAUAACUUUCAUCUGUGUUUACUGACAAACCUGAACUGUCUCUUAUCUUCAUUCUUUGUGUAAUGGCUCAUAUGCUGUGUUAAAAUUACCAGCGACAAUUGACAUUUUCCAUUAUGAAUACACUAGUCCCACAGAUUUAAGUCUUUCUACUUAAAAAAUAAAGCAGUAGCUCUUUGGA
Pelmatolapia mariae (spotted tilapia) is the source of this 1318-nucleotide messenger RNA. RefSeq names its product H-2 class II histocompatibility antigen, A-Q alpha chain-like. NCBI's taxonomy places the organism in Eukaryota, Metazoa, Chordata, Actinopteri, Cichliformes, Cichlidae. The coding region runs from base 255 to 1079 and encodes 274 amino acids. The record is from RefSeq and is a predicted model, not a curated record. The transcript has 4 exons.